Messenger RNA from Coffea eugenioides, 5642 nucleotides. RefSeq names its product putative disease resistance protein RGA3. The transcript is spliced from 8 exons. The coding region runs from base 161 to 3220 and encodes 1019 amino acids. Lineage: Eukaryota; Viridiplantae; Streptophyta; Magnoliopsida; Gentianales; Rubiaceae. The record is from RefSeq and is a predicted model, not a curated record. Gene Ontology annotation, biological process: defense response to other organism. Gene Ontology annotation, molecular function: ADP binding.
AAAAAAAAAAUUACGUACACUGGUACUACUAUCAAUGCUCCUUUCUUCAUAACCAUUUCUAUUACUGCUAGACUAGAUAGAUUACCAGUUUCCGGCAACAAAAAGCCUUCCAUCAAAAAAACCAUCUUGAUCUCAAAGUUGCAUAUCCACGGAAGAAGAAAUGGCUGACGCUCUUAUCAGUUCCACAGUUAAGGUCACCCUGGAAAGGGCACUGUCUCUUGCCUCUGAUAGGAUUGGUAUGUUAGUUGGGUUCAAGAAGGAUGUGGCCAGUAUGACACGUUCUCUCCGGCUGAUCAAUGCUGUCUUGGCCGAUGCUGAAGCAAAGCAAAACCAGGACGGAGCGGUGCAAGCAUGGUUGGAGUGUCUCGAGGAGGUUGCUUAUGAUGCUACAAAUGUGUUGGAUGAGCUCAAAUAUGAAUCUCUCCGCCACAAGGUGGAGUCCCGAAACCGACACAAGCUCAAGGUAUGCUGCUUCUUCUCCUUCUCUAACAUUAAUCUUGCUUUUCGUUGGAGAAUGGCUUCUAAGGUCAGGGACAUCAAACUUGAGUUGAGUAAGAUAAAUCAAGAAGCCAGUGAUUUGGGACUGGCCAGUAGGUCAGACGUGGCAGCUGCCCUCCCUGCUGCUGGAGAUACAAGAAAUCGGCAAACCGACUCUAGUGUCGCUCCAAUGAUUGGAAGAGCCAAGGAUGAAUCAAAUAUACUAGAGAUGUUGUUGAGACCAACUGAGAAGGUUGUUUCUGUUCUUCCCAUAAAUGGUAUGGGAGGUCUAGGCAAAACAACUUUGGCUAAAUCGAUAUACAACAAACAGCAAAUUGAUGAGCACUUUAACAAAAAGUUGUGGGUUUGUGUAUCGAAAAAAGUUCCAAUAGUGGAUCUUUUCAAACUCAUUUUAUUGCAAUUGACGGAAGAAAAUUUUGAAGUGGAUGAUAGGAAUAUCAUCGUUGGAAAUAUUCGGAAUCAACUGGGGGGAAAAAGAUAUUUCCUAGUUCUUGAUGAUGUGUGGGAUGAUGAUCAGGCAUUGUGGGAUGACUUCUUCUCCACCUUGAAGGGACUCAAUCCAAUCAAUCCACCCAAAGGAAGCUGGUGUCUAAUCACUACUCGUUCGCGUGCAGUGGCAGAUGAAGGCUAUCCCUUAGGAGGACUCCGUGGUGAUCAUUGUUGGUCUAUCAUAAAACGAAAAGUAGUUGAAGGGGAAGAAGUACCUAAUGAAUUGGAUGCAAUUAAAGACAGAGCUAUACAAAUAUGUAAUGGAUUACCACUGGUCGCAAGUGUACUUGGUGGUUUGUUGCGCUUGAGGAAAGACAAAUGGCGAUCAAUUUUGGAGGAUAGACUUUUGAACUUGAAUGGAGUCAUGCAAAUACUUAAGUUGAGUUUUGAUAAUUUGCCAUCACCAGCCGUCAAGAAAUGUUUUGCAUAUUGUUCUAUUUUUCCCCAGGAUACUGAGAUGGAAGGAGAUAUGCUGAUCGAACUUUGGAUGGCAGAAGGUUUCCUCCAUGCAGGUCUCGAGAACAAAACAAUGGAGGAAAUUGGAGAGUAUUACUUGGAAAUUUUAUUGCAAAGUUCUUUGCUGGAAGAAAUAAGAAAAUAUGGGAGAAGGAGGUGUUAUAAAAUGCAUGAUAUGGUGCACGAAGUCUCAAAAUCAAUAAUGUCAAAGUCUACUAAAUUCAUUAAUUCGGAGACUGGUUCAGGAGACAAUAGUAAUCAGGUUCGUUGUCUUGUAAUAGACUCAUUUGGAGAAGGCGCAAAAAGUCUUUUUGAGAGUCGAUCAAAUUUGCUUCAUACAUUGUUUCUAAGUCGGGGUAGCUUAUCUGAUGAUAUGCUAAUGAAGUUGAAGAAUUUGCACGUUCUGAAUUUGUCCGGUGAAGAAAAUCAGAAUCUGCCAAUCUCAAUUGGCAAACUGAGACACUUGAGGUACAUCAACUUUGAGCGUUCUAGAAGUGAAACUUUGCCGGAAUCUAUUUGCAAACUUUAUAAUUUGCAGACACUGAGGCUAAAGAGAAUCGCUCUUAAGGUUCUUCCGAAGGGGAUGUGCAAUUUGAUUAGCUUGAGACAUCUCCACUAUUACACCUCUGAUACAGAAUUUCAAAUGCCGCUAGAGAUGGGACGGCUGACUUGCCUUCAGGCGCUUGAGUUCUUUAAAGUGGGUCGAGAGAAGGGUCGACGAAUUGGAGAGCUUGGAAGCUUGAAGAACCUCAAAGGUGAAUUGGAGAUACGCAAUCUGGAACUGGUAAACGGUAAAGAAGAAGCUGAGGAAGCAAAUCUAUUUGAAAAGGCUAAUCUAUUUAGGCUGCAACUUGAGUGGGCCCGUGAUCGAGAAGGCGGCGACUACAACGACGAAGAUGUGUUAGAUGGCCUUCGACCGCACCAAAAUUUGGAGGAAUUGGUAAUUGAGAAUUUUAUGGGUGAUCAAUUUCCUCGAUGGUUAAUGGAAUUGCCAACAGCAACCACACUUCCCAGGUUAGCGCGUUUGGAAUUUAAAUGGUGCCACAGAUGCAAAGAACUCCUUCCCCUGCAGAACUUUGCGUCUCUUAAAGAGCUGCAGAUUUGGAGUUGUGAUGGGUUGACGAAUCUGCCCGGUGACAUGCUACACUCUUGUGCCUCUCUUCAGAAGCUUUGGGUGGCUUAUUGCAACAAUCUUAUCUCCUUUCCGCUUGAGUUGCAACGAACGCCUUCUCUCUUGACGCUGGAAUUAUUCCACUGUCCCAAACUGAAAACAAGCAUGACGCCCAAAGGAUUUGGUUUCCUAACCAGCUUAAGGGAGCUUAGCAUUGGUCCCUUCUCAGAUGAUGGUGAUGAUCAUGAAAAUUCUUCAAUUUACAAUGAGUUUGAUUGGUCUGGAUUGAUAUCCUCCUCCUCCUCCUCUUCGUCAUCCGCACUCCGUGGAUUAGAAUUAAUUGGGUUGCCACACGUGGAGUCACUGCCACCUCAGAUCCAAUACUUGACCACUCUGACGUCACUAUGUCUAUGGGACUUUGAAGGUAUAAAAGCUCUGCCAGAUUGGUUCGGAAACUUCGCGGCUCUUGAAGUAUUGGUUUUAAAUGGUUUCAAAGAGCUUGGACAUCUACCCUCUAAGGAUGCCGUGAGCCGUCUCACCAAACUAAAACGUCUGUCGGUUUCUGGUUCUCCUCUGUUAAAAGAAAGAUGCACUUCUCAGAGCAGCGGCCCCGACUCCCAGUGGUCCAAAGUUUCUCACAUUCAAGACCUACACAUGUGGGAUUAAUAACCAACUUUCAUCUUUGGAUCAAAUUCAAUCAUAAUUGAUAGAAGAAUAGCUUCACGAACAGAGGUCAGAAUUUUGAAGCUUCUUCAGCACCGUCUAUAUGGCUAGACCUCAAUAACUUUUGGUCUGCAUUUCCUACAAAUAGCCUAUCAACGUUUAGAACAACUAGCAGUCUAGUUUUGUUUAUUUUACGUGCUCUGCUUCUGUGGAUUUUAAGUUAUUAUUGCUAAAGUCGUCAUCUCACUCUGUUUAAAAUUGUGAUUCUAAGGGGACUGAACUUUUACCUCUUGAUAAUGAACUUGCAUAGUUAUCUGAACUAUUUGACUAGUAAUUGCUCCAUCGGAGACAUAUAUGAUGGUUUUCUGGCACACUUCUUCUUGAUUUUGGCUUUUUAGCCAUGAAGACAAUUGAGGAGUUUUCGCAGCUGUUGGUCACCGCCUUCAUGUUUUGGUUCAAAAUUCUGGUAAUUUUAGAUAUGCUUCUCUUCUUUCACUGCUCAAUUUUGACUUUUAACCCCUUCAAUAUCUAAUCUAUUACGUAUGAAACAAAAGAAAUCUUAUCGUCAUGAAGAUAUUUUUGAGGUAGCCAAGGAAGGUAUGCACUGUUUGAGCAAUGAAGUCGCACAAAACUUGGUGGAGUAUCUUCCAACAUUCAACUCAAGUCUGCUUGUUGUGACUUGCUGAUCUUAAUGAAUCCACCUUGAUAGAGGCUUUUAAGCUCUCUUUGCUUUUAUGAUUGUCGGUUGCUUCUUUUUUUAUGUGAUUUUAGGCACAAAGCUUAACAGGGAACCUCAUCGAUUUCUCUUACUUACUGUCUUUACUUUUUCAAAGUCCUACAAUUCCUUGCUGGAUGGCAUUCUCUUUUUCUCUGUGCCUCAGAUGGCCAAAGUCUGAGAUAUCCAUUGGGAUCAAGAGCCAUCAUUACCGUGAAUUUCUGCUGAUGAUUAUGGGCAGUUUGGUUGGUGAUAGAGUUUUAGAGAAACAGACUGACAAUGAGAAGCUUGCAAAUUUUCAAUUGCUGUAGGUUUAUAGCUCUGUAGGGAACCUUGAUGGCUCCUAAUCACCGCCUUUACUUUUCAAAGUCCUUUCUUUCCUUUGAAGUAUAUCAAGUGAUAAUUGGAGCAGCAACAGAGUAGUACGAAAGAUUUCAGGAGUUUUCAGAGCUGUUGGUCAUCAAAUUGGUGUUUGUUGUAGUGUCUGCCAUGGAAGAUGUACUAUUCAUGCAGUGAAUCUGCACAGAAUUGUUAGAGUGCAAGUUUUGAGACUGCCAAGCGUACUUGUUGGCUGCUGCCACUUGCUGCAAUUAUUUCAUCAGCUGUGAUGAAGGCUAUUAAGCUCAUUCUGCCUUCUACACUUGUUGGGUUGCUCCUCUCUUCAUGUAGGUUUACGCUCAAAGAUCAACAUUAAACUUGAUAGCUCUUGCUUACUAUCCUUGGUAUACGAUCCCUUGCUGAACCAGAUCCUGUUUCAGUUAGAUCAGAUUCCCUUUUGCUCUCUGCCUCGGAUGGCCAAAGCCUGAGAUCUUCCUUGUCAGCGCGGUGAUUUUAAACUUUCCAACCGAUUCAGCAAUUUGUAGACAUGUUGGUCAUCACUUUUAACUUUUGAUUCAAAAAUUCUGGUAAUUUUAGAUAUGCUUCUCUUCGUUCAUUACUCAAUUUUGCCUUUUAACCACUUUAAUGUCCAAUUUAUUAUGUAUAAAACAAAAGAAAUCUUGUCGCCACAGAGAUAUUUUUGAGGUAACCAAGGAUGAUGUACCGUUCAAGAAAUGAAGUUGUACAAACCUACUUAAGCUAUUUAAGUCUGCUUGUUGCGACUUCAUGUUUUUAAUGAAUCCACCUUGAUAAAGUCUCUUAAGCUUUCUCUGCUUUUAUGACUGUUGGCUGCUUCUUUUUUUUAUGGUAAGUUUCUUGUUUUGGGGCUUUAGUUACAAUGACAGAAAACUUGCAAUUAUCUGAAAAUUUCCAUUAGCUUUAUUCUACCCUGAAUGCCAUCCUGAGCUUGAGUUUUGGUGCUUUGCAGUGAUAUUAGGCACAAAGCUCAACAAGGAACCUCAUUGAUGGCUGUUACUUAUGUCUUUAAUAUCACAAAGCUCAACAGGGAACUGCAUCGACGGCUCUUACUUACUAUCUUUACAUUUUGAAAGUCCUAUGAUUCCUUGCUCAAAAAGAUCUUGCUUCAGUUGGAUAGUAACAUCUAGGAUGGCAUUCUCUUCUGCUAUGUGCCUAGAUGGCCAAAGUUAGAGAUUUUCAUUGGGGGUAUGGUGAUUUUAAACUGUCCAAAUGAUUCAGCGAUUUGUAGUCAUGAUAAUGAGGUGCUGAUUUACAUGUUUUAGAACUCAAUUUGUCAUCUCUCGCAUACUGCUCUGUUGUUCCUCAAUGUGAAAUGUUUUGCAUGUGCUACAAAUUGCCUAUCAUUAUUUUCAA